UAUUAAACAUCAGGACAAGCAGGGGGAAGUACUGAGAGAGCUGGACGAGCAGAGAGAGGGACAAGCUCUCUUUGUCGUUGAACACAUUAAUAGUAUUCGAUUUUUUUUUAUGUGAAUAGGCAAUUUUAUUAUAAUAUAUUGAGAACCAAUUUUGCCUGCUGAACAUUGGAAAUGGAAGCCCUGCGAUACGUUUUUCUCCUGGUUUGUGCCUGCUUUAUUUAUCAAGCUGAAGGACGCAAAACAUACAGGGACAUGUUCCCCCACAAGCAUAUGAAUGCAGGGAAGUCACCAUUUCCGAUUCCACCAAUCCCUGGCUGGGAUCCAGACACCAACCCAUGGGAUGACUACCUCUACCCUCCACUAAACCCAAAGCCAAAAGAACUCAUGCACCACAAAGGUAAACCAAAGGUUCAUCUGACCAGCGAUGGCCCAGCUCUCAAUGGCUCUUGCAUCUCCUUCACCGCGAAGCUGGACUACCCUCCAUGCCAGAAAGAAAAUGCCAACGGGGACAUUGUUUGGGAUGAGCACUGUGAGGACGCCAAUGGACAAGUGCGUUCUGGCUACGUGUACAACUGGACUUCCUGGUUGGACGACUAUGGCUUUGGAAAGUGUACAGACGUGAAAAAAUGCAAUGUGUUCCCCGAUGGGAAGCCCUUCCCUCAGAGCAACGACUGGAGCCGCAAGAGCUACGUUUACGUGUGGCACGCAAUGGGCCAGUACUUCGAGACAUGCGACGGUUCCUCCUCCAGUUUGACCAUCAACACCACCAACAUCCCUCUGGGUGCAGAGGUCAUGGAGAUCAUGGUCUACAGGAAGCGUGAGCGCAGGACGUACAGCCCCCUGACCACUGACAACAUCGUCUUCUACGUCACAGAUAAGAUCCCACUUGCAGUUGACAUCUCCCAGAAGGCUGCGGUUAACCAGUCUGAGAAUGUUUUCUUUCGUGGCGAGGACGUGGUCUUCAAAGUCCAGCUCCAUGACCCCAGCGGCUACCUCAAAACCGCAGCCGCCAUUGACUACAUCUGGGACUUCAGCGAUGGCAACCAGCUGGUGACACACUGCGACGUGACCACACACGCCUACAGCGUGCUGGGGAGCAUGAGUGUGAAGCUGGUAGUAGAGGCAGCGUUCCCUGUAGAGUGUCCGCCCACCUCUGCCACCCCAACUCACAGGAGCUCCACGUCAUCACCUCCCACAGAGGCUCCCUCUCCUCCACCUCCUGGUACUCAUGCUGGGACUGUCAAGAUGGAGACAACCCAGGUGCCACCCAGCACCAGCCAGCCCCUUCCCUCCUCCUCCUCUCCUACUGCCAUGACAACAGGCCUGCCCACCACGGAGACCCUCUCCCCUACUGUUGCCAAUGCGACCCCGGAGUCGAACCCCACAACCCUGGCCUGGCUCCGCACCAGGAACCUCAACAGCAACGGAUGCUACCGAUACGUCUAUGGGGCCUUCACGGGCAACAUCACCAUUAUCGAGCCCAACCACGCACUGACCAGCCAGUCAAACAGUCGCAUUGUGGAUGUGUCGGCUGCCAGAGUGACCAACACUGACAUAAGCUUCCUGGUGAAAUGUCUGGGCAACAUCCCCACUUCAGCCUGCACCAUCGUGUCAGACCCCACCUGUACUCAGGUGCACAGCAUUAUGUGCGAUGACGUGCCGCCAUCGUCAGAGUGUGAAGUGCAUCUCAGGCGAACUUUUCCUGAGCCUGGCACCUACUGCGUCAACAUCACCCUGGAGGACUCCGGGAGCCUGACCCUGACCAGCACCACCGUCACCAUCGCCAAGUCCCAGGAUACACCUGUGUCCAAGACUUCACACACUGCAGAGGUGGUGCUCUCUUCGACCGCUGUGCUGGUGGCCGUCUUUGCAUUCGUUGGCUAUUUGGUCUGCAAGCGUUACAAGGUGUACCGUCCCAUUCGUAGGUCACUGUUGGACGCCAGCGGCCAUGCUGGGGUCAGAGGACGCAUGGUCCGUUUGAGGGAGGCACUCUUCCCCUCCAGCGAGGAGAGCCAUCACCUGCUGACUGAGAGACUCCCUGUGUAGGCUCUAUAGCUCCAGCUCCUUGUUCUGCAUAGUUAUUGAAUGAGGUAUUUGCUAGGAGAUGAAUUCCGCUCAAAUCAUGGCUGUUUUCUGAUAAAAAAAUAAUUGCUUUAUUGCAAAUUUUGUGCCAUGUGUUGCUUUACAGUACAGUUUAUCGAGAUGCUAAUCAACAGUUUAGUAUGAAAUCUGUGAGAUGGUUCUUCAAUAUAAAGUGUAUACUAGUGACAUUGCAUGCUCUUCCUCUUGAAUUAAUUGAUAGAAUUUUAAAACGACAGAAAAACUAAUUCAAGAAAUGUACUGAAAACUUGAGCUGAGGACUAAUAAAAAAAAAUAAAAUAAAUUAAAAAAAGAUUGUGAACUAACCACUCAUCUCUUUUGAAGAUGGUCACAAAUUCUUUUCUGUUUUACCAUUCACUUCAAUGACUUUAAGUCACGGCUAAAGCUGAAAAAUGUAUUAUGGAUGGUAAUCAAAUAGCUCCAUGAACAGCUCAGAAAACCACAAAUAAAAUGUGGACAUUUUGUGGUCUCGUUACAUUUAAAUACCGGUGCCAUUUUAGGGUCAGUUUGAUCCCUUUGCAUGGCACACACUUAAUAUAUUAUUCCUGUAUAGUGCAAAUAUGUUGCUCGUCUUGCAUAUUCCCUGC
Messenger RNA from Anarrhichthys ocellatus (wolf-eel), 2687 nucleotides. It is a transcript of the gene gpnmb, whose product is annotated as glycoprotein (transmembrane) nmb. The transcript has 12 exons. Bases 172 to 2046 code for a protein of 624 amino acids. Gene Ontology annotation, molecular function: integrin binding. NCBI's taxonomy places the organism in Eukaryota, Metazoa, Chordata, Actinopteri, Perciformes, Anarhichadidae. The record is from RefSeq and is a predicted model, not a curated record. Gene Ontology annotation, biological process: cell adhesion. Gene Ontology annotation, cellular component: plasma membrane.